Molecule: messenger RNA, 3687 nt
Organism: Penicillium antarcticum
Lineage: Eukaryota; Fungi; Ascomycota; Eurotiomycetes; Eurotiales; Aspergillaceae
Exons: 1
Coding region: 1-3687 (1228 amino acids)
Biological process (GO): spliceosomal complex disassembly
Cellular component (GO): intracellular anatomical structure; catalytic step 2 spliceosome
Molecular function (GO): ATP binding; RNA binding
Source: RefSeq, a predicted model, not a curated record
AUGGACGAUCUCGAGUCUCUGGAGCUGUUGUCGCUCGUGUCGCGAGUGACAAACGAGCUCCAGAACUACCUGGGUAUCAGCGACAAGACCCUCGCCGAGUUCGUCAUCAACCAACAUCUCCAGUUCAAUGGCUCUUUCCCCGAUUUCAAAAAGUCUCUCGACGAGAUGGGCGCCGAAUUCCCGCAGAGUCUCAUGGAGAGUGUCGACCGUCUGGUGCUCACCAUGCACCCCAAGUACAAGGGAAAGAAAGCAGAGAAUGGGAAUGGAGACGUGAAUGGAAAUGACGACAUGGACCUGCUCGAUGCCUUAGAAAAGAAAUCUCGCGUGUUCAAGGGCCUUGCGGUCCCCGAUACCGAGAAGCGAUGGGAGGAAGAGGAUUACACAGAUCGCCUAGCGGCAGACGAGGCUGAUGCUCAGGCAGGUGCGAUGGACGACACAUUCGCGAUGCUAGAAGGAUUGGCUGGAAAAGCGAAGCAGGACACGUCGCACGCAACAAGAGAUGACCGCGACAGCAAGAAGCGGAGUCGCAGCCCUGAAUAUAACGACCGUGGACGGCACAGAGACAAAUAUCGCUCGCGGUCACGGUCACGAAGUGCUCAACGCUAUGGCAAAAACGAUGACUACGUGGAUGAAUUUGGCAGAUCUAUUGGCAAAUACGGCAGCAGGGACGACAGCCGCCGGAAUGGUCGCAGUGACCGCCGCAGACGUGACCGCGACAGCCAUGAUGACUUUCGCCGUGCUCCUCCCGUCGAGCUGGAUGAUAAUCCGGUACUUUACAAGGUCUACGAUGGAGUCGUCACGGGCGUGAAGGACUUUGGUGCUUUUGUCAACUUGCAAGGCGUCAAAGGAAAGGUGGACGGUCUUGUCCACGUUUCUGCUAUGCAAGAAGGAGUGCGUGUGAACCACCCUUCAGAUUUGGUCUCGCGUGGACAACCGGUUAAGGUCAAAGUCGCAAACAUUGAGGGCACUCGUAUUGGACUAUCUAUGAAGGAAGUGGACCAGGCCACGGGCAUGGAUCUUGUACCCCAGAAGCGCCUUGCUUCAGGUGCCAAUAUGGAACGUCUCGACGGUACACUAGGGAAUGACCGAUACGGCAAUCUCAGUUCUGAUGUGCCUAUCGUUGAGGAGUCUGGUAGUCGGCCGAUGAGAAAUCGCAAGCGCAUGACUUCGCCAGAGAGAUGGGAGAUCAGACAAUUGAUCGCCUCUGGUGUUGCCUCUGCAGCGGACUAUCCUGAUAUCGAUGAGGAAUACAACGCAACUCUCACCGGUGAAGGCGCCUUCGAAGAGGAAGAAGAUGUCGACAUCGAAGUCAAGGACGAGGAGCCUCCUUUCUUGGCUGGUCAAACGAAGCAAUCCCUCGAACUUUCCCCUAUUCGUGUUGUUAAGGCUCCUGAUGGAUCAAUGAACCGCUCUGCUAUGGCAGGAACCAACCUUGCCAAGGAGAGACGAGAAUUGAAACAGCAGGAAGCACAGGACAAGGCCGCUGAACGGGCAGCCGACGUCGACCUCAACGCACAAUGGCAGGAUCCAAUGGUUGCACCAGAGGAGCGGAAGUUUGCCGCCGACUUGCGAAGUGCUCAACAGCCAAAGCAGGACGAGGCAGUGCCGGAGUGGAAGAGAGUGACGAUGGGCAAGAACACCGCCUUCGGAAAACGAACUACCAUGUCUAUCAAACAACAACGAGAGAGUCUGCCUGUAUACAAGUUCCGCAAACAGCUACUGGAUGCAGUCAAGGAUAACCAACUGAUGAUUGUUGUCGGAGAUACAGGUUCUGGAAAAACCACACAGUUGACACAGUAUCUUGCCGAGGGCGGCUGGGGAAACAAUGGAAUCAUUGGUUGCACCCAGCCUCGUCGUGUUGCUGCCAUGUCCGUGGCCAAGCGUGUGGCCGAGGAAGUCGGCUGCAAGCUUGGAGCAGAGGUUGGAUACACAAUCCGUUUCGAGGACUGCACCAGCCCAGACACCAAGAUCAAGUACAUGACCGACGGAAUGCUUCAGAGAGAAAUUCUUCUGGAUCCUGAUCUCAAAAAGUAUUCCGUCAUCAUGUUGGACGAGGCUCACGAGCGUACUAUCGCGACUGAUAUCUUGUUCGGAUUGUUGAAAAAGACAAUCAAACGCAGACCUGAUCUCAGACUGAUUAUUACGUCUGCCACUCUGGAUGCCGAGAAGUUCUCUGAAUACUUCCAUGGCUGUCCCAUUUUCUCGAUUCCCGGUCGAACUUUCCCCGUCGAGGUCAUGUAUUCCAAGGAACCUGAAUCGGAUUAUUUGGAUGCUGCUCUUAUCACUGUCAUGCAAAUUCACUUGACAGAACCCCAGGGAGACAUUCUGCUCUUCUUAACGGGACAAGAAGAAAUCGACACAGCAUGUGAAAUUCUAUUCGAGCGAAUGAAGGCUUUAGGGUCUACUGUUCCAGAAUUAGUCAUCUUGCCUGUCUAUUCUGCACUUCCCAGUGAAAUGCAGAGUAGGAUUUUUGAUCCUGCCCCAGAAGGUGGUCGAAAAGUCGUCAUUGCAACCAACAUCGCAGAAACCUCUAUCACAAUUGACCAGAUUUACUAUGUCAUCGAUCCCGGAUUCGUGAAGCAGAAUGCCUACGACCCGAAGCUCGGUAUGGACUCUCUGGUUGUGACUCCCAUCUCACAGGCACAGGCCAAGCAACGAGCUGGUCGUGCCGGACGAACUGGACCAGGAAAAUGCUUCCGACUGUACACCGAAGCUGCGUACCAGUCCGAAAUGCUUCCAACCACUAUUCCCGAAAUCCAGCGUCAGAAUCUCUCACAUACUAUUCUCAUGCUUAAAGCAAUGGGAAUCAACGAUCUUCUUCAUUUCGACUUCAUGGACCCCCCUCCUACCAAUACCAUGUUGACAGCACUCGAAGAGCUCUAUGCAUUGUCAGCCCUGGAUGACGAAGGUCUUCUUACUCGACUUGGUCGUAAGAUGGCCGAUUUCCCCAUGGAACCUGCGCUUGCCAAGGUGCUUAUCGCCUCUGUGGAUUCAGGUUGCUCCGAGGAAAUGCUCAGUAUUGUUGCUAUGCUGUCUAUUCAAUCAGUCUUCUACCGCCCUAAAGAGAAACAGCAACAGGCCGACCAGAAGAAGUCCAAAUUCCACGAUCCACAUGGCGAUCACCUCACCCUGCUGAAUGUCUACAACGGCUGGAAGAACUCGAACUUCAACAACGCCUGGUGUUUCGAAAACUUCAUCCAAGCACGACAGAUUCGUCGCGCCCAAGAUGUUCGCCAGCAACUUCUAGGUAUCAUGAACCGCUACAAGCACAGGAUUGUCUCCUGUGGCCGUGACACCAUGAAAGUACGACAAUCCCUAUGCACAGGUUUCUUCCGCAACGCAGCCCGCAAGGAUCCCCAGGAAGGAUACAAGACCCUGGUCGAGGGCACACCUGUGUACAUGCAUCCCAGCUCAGCAAUGUUCGGCAAACCCUCCGAGCAUGUCAUCUACCACACCCUGGUUCUCACAACCAAGGAGUACAUGCACUGCACGACAGCCAUCGAACCAAAGUGGCUCGUGGAGGCAGCCCCGACAUUCUUCAAGGUUGCUCCUACAGAUCGCCUGUCGAAGCGCAAGAAGGCAGAGCGUAUCCAGCCUUUGCACAACCGCUUUGCUGGCGAAGAUGAUUGGCGUCUGUCUGCGCAAAGGCGCCAAGGCAGAGGUGGCGGUGGCGGUACUUGGGGUUGA